GGAUUCCUCCCACCAAGAAGUGAGUCUUCCUAUUGUAAAAGGACCGAUGGUUUGUAUAUCAUACCGGAACAAAUAACAAUUUGUCGAAAAUUGCAUUUUUCCUAACUAUACAAACCUGAGGUCCUUUUACAUAUAGUCCCACCUCAUGCCACCCCUCACUCUGCGUUUUUUCCUGGGCCUAAAGCAAAAGUGAUUCUUCACCUCCCAGUCGCGCUGCGCGCGCACUGUCGGACAAGCAGUUAACUACCGAACUCCCUUGUUCAAAGCUUACGACCGUCCCAGCUGCCGCUAGUUACCUUCCUAUUGUAAAAUGUUAUUUUCGACAAAUUGUCAUUUUAUGAAUAACAUGUAGCCUAGCACUGAUACGUCUUUUUAACUUAAUUGUAAUGUUAAAUAAGAGGAGUAGCUACAAAUUUGUUUCAGUCAACUACGAGAAAUGAAUUACUAUAGAAUCAUGCAGUGGCAGCAGACACUUUUAUGUAAAAAAAAUCCUUAAUUGUUUUUCCUUAUAACUCGGCUCGUCAUAAAGAUACUGUCAGCAUUGUAUGAUUACCACCCCAAUAUUCUUGGCUGUAAAACAGUCUCGAGAAAGAAUGAUGAAAAACGAAUACUUCCUCAUGAAAAUGAAGUGAACAGAUGUUUUAUAAAUCAGGUGAUUUGUGUGAAUAAGUUGUAUUACGGUCCAGGAGAGAGGGAGACGGAACAACACACUCCACCCACCUCCCCCUCUCGCUCAAUUACAAUUUGUUAAUCAAGAUGCACCACUCUUGGGGUUCUGGCUUAAGUGAAUCCACCAUAAUAACAGCAUUGAUAUUGAUGCCAGUGACUAGCGAAUAAGGUAACAGCUUGAAGUAAAAAGAAGUUGUAUAACCAGAGCUUUCUCCUUUCUAAAUACAUUCAAUGCAAAAAUAACAUUUCCAUAAAUUGCAUUAAACAGAUGCCAAACCAAGUUACAGCAUAUUGUAUCUGGCUAAAAUGCACUUUAUAAAAAUUAAAAGUACAUAUAUACUGAUAUACUUACGUGUAAUAAAGUAACACGUGGCUUAGUAGCAGAGUAGGUGUGGUCCAAUAAAGUUAACAUCUUGCCGUAGUGAACAGCAAGAGAAGCAAUUUUCCUGCCACUGAGUCUGGCUGUUCCAUUCGCCACCCCGAAAAGGCAGAUUACGUUCAACAAUUAUAACAAUAUCCUAUUUUGAAUAUUAAUGGUGUAAUUUGCAUGCAGUAAAUUAUUAAAACACUUUUCAGUUGCAAACGUACACCCAGAUAUCCUUUUAUUUACCUGAAACUUACACAUAGCAUAACUGUUUGAUGGCCAGGACGCAGUGUUACCAUGUGCAAACACCACAGGUGGGUGGACAGAUGGAAAAAGCCGAGUAUAGUAUGUUGUAGUAUUGGAGGUACUGGAAAAUCAGAGAAGAAAUAUUGAGCACAAGAUGUAGCUAGGUAGGAGUGUGCAUGAUUUAUGUGUGCUUAAUGGACAGAGUGUAAUACAUAUAUGGGUAGUUUGUUAUCUGCUUUAUGCAGUUAUAGCUCCUAUCUAAGUACCUUGUUGAUCUUAACCCUGAGGCUAGCGUCCGCAGUGAAACAUUACCUCUUGCCAGAACAAACGAGCUUGCCAAGAAUAUUUAAAUAUGUGGAUAAGGCGCGAAGCGCCGUUCCGCCACGUUCUUAUUGACACCAUAUAUUAACAAACUUUUUUCCUUGAAAAUCGGUGGUCGCAGAUAUUUUUUUCCUUUGAAAAUUGGCGGUCUGCAGGUAUUUUUUUCCUUUGAAAAUCCGCGGUCCGUGGAUAUUUUUUUCCUUUAAAAAUCCGCGGUCCCCGGAUAUUCACUCGCUUCUAAUAUAUUACUGUUUGUGCAACAAAAUAUUUUUGUUCUGGAUGCAGUUUAACAUUUAGUAUAGGCUUUCAUACUUAGUAGUAUUCUCUGAUGAAAAAUCACUCACUUGAUCGUGAUUUUCAGAUGUCCCGUUAUGAUGGACUUGAAGAUCAAGUUGAGCACUGUUAAUACAGUGCGCAAAGACCCCAGAACUGAGACUCAUCCUUGCAUCGUAACAAUCACUGGGAAACACAAUCACAACCAGUCGGACGCAGCAUUACUGAAAGAACUGCACAUGCUCCCGGACACCAGAGAACAAUUUUUCAAGUACUUUCGUGCAGGAAUGACAGCACCACAGGCUUCCAGAUACCAUCAGGAAAAACUGCAUUCAACUUCAGUUAAUGUGGCAAAUCACUCCUUAAAUCCAGCACGGCGAGCUGUGGAACAUCUUUGGGAUGUAUGGCGGCAGGAAAGCCACAGCAUUGUUGGUAGGGAGAGUAUGAACACCCAAAUUGAAAAAUAUGCAGCUGACAAUCCAGGUACUAUAUUUGAAAUUCUGAAAGGAGACAACUUUAUUGUUUUAGUAAUAGACUUAAUGCUCAGAGUUCAGAAAAACAUAAGAAAGGCUUGUGAAGUGGUGUUUGUUGACACCAACGAACCAUGUCAACCAGAUGAAUAACUGCUGGGACUCCACUUCUCUGUGGGGGGCCUUGUGGGGCUCUUCCCUUAGGCCUACCAGCGCCAGCUGGAAAACCUAUAAAAAUCAUCUAAAAUUGUAGAGCAAGGAAUUGGUGGCAAUGGGGUUCAGUCAGCGGGAUGAGGAAGGUAGCAUCAGCUGGCCCUCAUUCACUCGUGAUGCUGUGAUGCAUCCAGCUUCUUCCCUUACCACCUUCUGGUUGGAUGUGCUACUGCCAUUCCUCCUAUAAGUCCGUGUUUUCCUCUCCUUGCUCGUGUUUCUUCUUGGUUUGAAUUCUGUUUUGUGAUAUACGUAGUGCUAUAUUGUGUGUUUGUGUAUGUUUUGCUUUUGAUAAUGCAAACCCAUAACUCACCAAAGCCUUCCAUUCUCAGUCUCGUAGAAAAGGCCCUGGGGUUGGCGACUACCCUUGCACUCAUUUUCUUGCUUUGCUUGAGACUGAUCUGCAUUCUACUCACAGCAGAUGCAGGUCUAAUGCUUGUAAUGUAACUAAUCCUUGUUCUGAGUGUCAUUCUGGGUCCUUGACCAGUGAAGGAUCUUUGCCAAGAUGAGGCAACAUAGGAAGAGACUGGAGGCAGCAUCUUGGAAGGGGAUUUUCCUCAGUCGAUGGAUGCUUCUCAGGCUCCUCCUUGUUCCAACUCUUCUUUGUCCAAACUUCCUCCAGUUACUUCUUCCUCUAUGGAUGAUUUUACCUUUUCUCAUUCUAUCAUGGCCUCGCCCUUGGAAGUUUUGGGAGAGGAGUCCGGAGAUAUCUCUUUUACUUCCCCCACACUCUGCCCCUUGAGGGAGGUAGCAGCACCACCUUGUUCUAUUGUUUCAGAUGCUGAUGCACAAAAGAUGACAGCUCCCAGACCUCCCG
This is a messenger RNA of Macrobrachium nipponense, 3370 nucleotides long. RefSeq lists its product as uncharacterized. The transcript has 2 exons. NCBI's taxonomy places the organism in Eukaryota, Metazoa, Arthropoda, Malacostraca, Decapoda, Palaemonidae. The record is from RefSeq and is a predicted model, not a curated record. The coding region runs from base 1972 to 2496 and encodes 174 amino acids.